This is a messenger RNA of Fusarium pseudograminearum CS3096, 1398 nucleotides long. RefSeq lists its product as uncharacterized. The transcript has 2 exons. The record is from RefSeq and is a predicted model, not a curated record. NCBI's taxonomy places the organism in Eukaryota, Fungi, Ascomycota, Sordariomycetes, Hypocreales, Nectriaceae. The coding region runs from base 1 to 1398 and encodes 465 amino acids.
AUGCGUCUGAUAUCAUUCCUACCUCGGUCCGUCACCGUGACCCAACCCGAAUUAGAACGCGCAACUGGGUAUACUAUGACUGGCACGACAGUGACAGCUCCUACUAAAUUGACACUGGUUGAGAGUGGCUUUAUUAUCACAAAGACAUAUGAUACCACGGCGUUUCCUGACAUCAAGAAUGGAAUACCGGUUUGGAACGUGGCCGUUUCAACUGGAGAAGGGGCAUCUACCACUACCAAAGAACCAAGCACAGAAACAACAGAUUUGUCUGCUACUAAUCCCAGUGAUAAUCUCGCGACUACUUCGGAGAUCUCAAACACAAUCGAGACAUCGGCUGGCAUCUCGCAAACCCGGAAGCCAACGAAUGCACCAGAAGUUUCUGCGACAGAAGCACCAAGUACAUCAUCAAAAAGACUUUCAGAUGGUGCUGUUGCUGGAGUUGCUUUAGGUUGCGUCGUUGCAGGUCUUACUAUAGGGCUUGUCGCAGCUUUGAUCCUUUUUCGACGUCGACGGAAGAGCACAAACUCCUCCCCAGGAUUCAUUGCAUUGGAGUCACGACAUGCUGAAUCAAAAACCGAACCGCAGGUCAACGUGGUAUCGUCAACACACGAUGCUGAACUGGAACAAUUUCUGCUCGACGCAACCCCUGACAAAGAAAUCCAAGCAGAAUUAUGCUCUUUGUCGGAGCUCAUCUACCAGCAUGUCGAGACAUACUACCAUGGACCUCAGGUUCUGGCAAGUUCAGCUGAAGUGGCUCAAUGCCUUGUCCAUAUUGGCUACUCGCCGGAGCUGUCAGGACUACAAGCAGAGGCGGUUGCCGCUGUGUGCCUCGCCCCCAGGACCUCUCGAGUUGGAUUGAGACAUGUCCUCUCGCACAUCAUCUUUCGCAGGCUCGACUUCAACUCUAGGGGAAACUUGUCCAUGCUUCCACCGGCAAUAGUGGCAAUGGCACAAGAGAAGAGCACACUUGAAAAUGCAGAUAGCCCAGCAAUUUCUCUUGCACGUUCAAGGUGGCGAAGCUUAUCUGCUCUGCUCCUCCAUCCUAACCCUGCAGAGAGAACACCACUUCCGCUUUCGAUGGAUGAGGCUCCAGCAAAGGCGCAAUCUCUGGCAAAUGAGCUAAACACCUUCUUGCAACUCUUUGUCGCACAAGACUCUACCAGCCGACAGGAGCAGACAAAUCAUCUGCAAGACGUGAUCCUCGAGUGCACCAGAUUGGGCUAUGUGCUUCUGUCGCAACCGGGCGACUGGGGGUUUAUUUUUGACAGCAAGACCACCCCCAAGGAUAGAACUCGUAGGAUUGUGGUUUGUCCGGGACUGGAGAGACUCAGCCAUAACAACGGAACUAGGUAUGGAUCGCCCAAAGAGGUUGCUGCUGCGGAGACAAUGUCCCUUUAA